Messenger RNA from Drosophila obscura, 763 nucleotides. RefSeq lists its product as uncharacterized. The transcript has a single exon. The record is from RefSeq and is a predicted model, not a curated record. NCBI's taxonomy places the organism in Eukaryota, Metazoa, Arthropoda, Insecta, Diptera, Drosophilidae. The coding region runs from base 102 to 680 and encodes 192 amino acids.
GACACAUAGGUCACAUACUUUCAGUACAUAAAGUGAAAACUCUCUGUAUUUUGGUAGAAAAUUUAAUUUAAAAAAAAAUACAUUUUUCUGGAUCAGCAAGCAUGGAGGCAGAUUUGGCGUUUCUCAUAAACGCCUUGUCCAUGCCGGACACACCGCUGACGAGGCCUCAUAGCGAGGAGCAGCUACAGGAGAUUCGCGAGUCCUUCAUUUCCCUGCAGCGGCUGCUUCGCCAUAAUGCUUUGCCAGUAAACGAGUCCUCUUUGUGCAUGCCGCGCUCCAAGGCUGGCGGAAACCUACCCCGGGAACAGUGUACGGUCUCGCCUGCGCUUCGGGCCCUGGAAGAGUCGCCUGUUCGCGGACAGGACAGCAGUUCCUUUUUGUCGUGCAGGGACAGGGAAUCCAGCGACGAGGAGCGCAAGCAAACCGUGAGCCAGAUUAUCCGGGGCAGUGACACUUUCAGCUUCUGGAGCCUCAAUGAGGACACAUACGAAACGAGAACGGCUCUGGUUGGCGACGGAAGCUCCGAUGUAAUCGUUACUAGGCGGAAAACGCAUUCCUCCAAGAUCUCCAUGAGCGCUCCAGUGGAGUUGGUUUGGAGCAACAGUGGCUACAUUUCGCAGAGCACGGAUAGCGACACCACAAUUAAGCCUGACGGGCACAGGUUCAUUCUUAGAAAAUAGAUCUUAGAUCUGUCCAUCCAUACACAUAUCAAAAUUGCUUCAAUAUUAUAAAUACAGUGUGGCUGAGAUCACUUGCAGGAGGG